Messenger RNA from Kwoniella botswanensis, 822 nucleotides. RefSeq lists its product as uncharacterized. The transcript has a single exon. The record is from RefSeq and is a predicted model, not a curated record. NCBI's taxonomy places the organism in Eukaryota, Fungi, Basidiomycota, Tremellomycetes, Tremellales, Cryptococcaceae. Bases 1 to 822 code for a protein of 273 amino acids.
AUGUCAGGUCCCAGCUCAAUCCCUUUACAACCUCCUAAUUACUCCUCUUCUUCCUCGUCUCUUCCCAAAGGUUCCGUGCCUACUCCCACCAAUGGCCCAGAGGCGAUGAAGCUCCAGCUCAACAUCCAGUCCCUAUCUUUAGACUGCUCGAUACCUCUCGGCUCGAAUCUGGGUCUGCAAGUAGCUGUUCCUCCCGCUCCCGGUUCCGCCCCGCAGCAGCAUCAGAAUAAUCCUCCUACUUCUACUUCCCAACCUGUCCCUUCAACAUCCACCACUCAACCCCAAGCUUCUUCUUCACCUCCAUCUGCCCCGGUCUUUGGACCCGAAUCUAUCUUACUUGGUCUUGCGAAUAGCUUUAUACAGCGCUUAGAGAGGGUAGAAAGGGAUUUGGACGAGGAGAGAAGGGUGAAUGUGGAAUAUAGAAGUACGAUACAGCGCUUGGAAGAAAGGUUGAAUGUGCUAGAGGAAAAUGCCAACAAUGGUCAGAACCAAAAACAGAAUCACCGCGGUGGCGGUAGCGGUGAUGGUGCAUGCAGAAAUGAAACACCUAAAAAUAGGGAAUACAAACUAGAUCCACCUUCACAAAUACCCAUACCCAUCUCUUUACCCACUCGAACUAUUCCUCAGAGAUAUACUGCUACACAGGAAAUCGAACCUGAUGCUAUCGAUGAGCGAGAUACGUGGAACAGUCCUCAACCUCAUUCUCAUCAAGGAAUAAGGAGCAGUCGAGAAGAAGAGGAAGAGAUGGAUGAUCCGACGGGAUUGGGGCUGGAUGAUGAUCAGGCAAUUUUGUAUGGAUUCAAGCCUAGAAACAAGGAUUAG